Molecule: messenger RNA, 456 nt
Organism: Brettanomyces bruxellensis
Lineage: Eukaryota; Fungi; Ascomycota; Pichiomycetes; Pichiales; Pichiaceae
Exons: 1
Coding region: 1-456 (151 amino acids)
Source: RefSeq, a predicted model, not a curated record
AUGGGUAGACAAGAUUUACCACCAAUCAAAGGUUACGAGCCUAUUCAAUGGAAGAGAAAUCUGCCAUCUAGGGGUUUCAGACCAAGUAUUUGGUUAGGUAUGCUAAUUGGACUUUCCUCGUAUGGUUUCUAUAAGUUAAUUCAAGGAAACAGGGAAAAUAUCGAACUUUCAAGAGAAAAAUUGUGGGCAAGAAUCAACUUGAUCCCAUUACUUCAAGCUGAGCAGGAUCGAGAUGUCGUCAGAAGGACAUUGAGCUAUUAUAACAGGGAAGCUGAGAUAAUGAAGGAUGUUCCAUGGUGGGAGGUUAGGAACACAUACAGUGACAAAAAUGAGUUUCAACCUCCUCAUACUGUUCUCGUUGGUAAACAAUUAGAUAAAAAUCAUGGUAUUUACAAUGGAAACUCGAGAAAUAGAUGGGGCCCCGAUGACAGUCCAAAGAAGGAAACCAGCAGCUAA